AUGGGGUUGCUGCUAUGGUCAUUGUUCCUAGGAGCAAAAGCCGUCCCUGCGCAGUCGCCUUACGCCGAAGAUUUCCAUGAGGAUGUGACAGUGCGAAGCCUUACGCAUGCCCAACAUACUUGUUCCGGCUACGAUGAGCAAUGGGACCUCUGCUCACAGCUUCCAUCGUGUGUACGCUGUGAGUCUGUUGACUGCGCCUUCGGGCAGUGGGGUUCCUGGUUCGAUGCAGGAGGCUGCACGCAGAUCCAGUUCAGACAGCGGGGCGUGGCGGUGUCCAAUAACGAAUGUGGAAAGCCUUGUGCUGGUCCAAAGAUACAGUCGCGUGCAAGCCCUGACUCGAGGUGCACAAAAGACGAAGUUGACUGUCGGUGGGAGGCAUGGUCAGCAUGGACACAAUGUAGCUCGCCAAACGACCAGUCCACUCGUUCGCGAACAAUCGGCCAGGAAAACACACGCAGAGGUUCGCCAUGUGUUGGCGAGAUGAAGCAGACGCGACCUUGCAGCUCGGGCCCAUCGCCGCAAGACUGCAUGAUGAGCGAUUGGCGCGAGUGGAGCACAUGCAGCUCAGACUGCGGUGAAGGACAAUACUCUCGCUUUCGCAGAGUUGUCCGUGAGGCCAGUCGGGGCGGCCACCCCUGUGACGGGGUUAUCCACCAGACAGAGACGUGCCAGUUGAGGCCCUGCGACUCCCGCGACUGUGAAGUCAGCGAGUGGUCGGAGUGGUCAACGUCAAAUCCCUCGGAGGGUCACCAGCUGCACACUAGGCAGUGGUUCCGAGAGCGACGCGUUCUCGUGCCCCCGGGCCCUGGUGGACGCCAAUGCCCAACCAGUCUGAGUGAGACGGUUCCGAGGGACAGGCAGCCGCAGCAGUGUGUCCUUUCCGAAUGGUCACUGUGGUCUCAUUGUGACCGCACCUGCGGCGGCGGUCAGAUGAUGCGAGAAAGAUCUCUGCAGGAGCCGGGCCAUCAAGACGGCUUUUGCGGCCACCAUCUGCUGCGGAUGGUUUCGGAUUGCAACACAGGUUCCUGCAGUCCGAUGCAGACAUCCGACUGCCAAUGGUCUCAAUGGGGAGAGUGGUCAGACUGCAGCGCACGAUGCGGUGAGGGCUCCAAGCAAAGGGAGCGGCGAAUCCUCUCUGAGGCACUCGCCGGAGGAACGGCAUGUGAAGGCCCUUUGAAAGAGCUGUCGAUUUGCCAGCUGAGCCAGUGCACUUUGGUCGACUGCCGUUGGGCAGAUUGGGGUGCAUGGUCAGAUUGCUCUUGCGAGUGCGGUGGUGGAACGAAACGACGAACCAGGGGUGUCAUGGAAGCUCCGCGGAAUGGUGGAAAAGAAUGUGAGCCUCAGGACAUGGAGCAAGCCUUUCCUUGCAACACACAGCCUUGCGGAAGUGGUUGCGUGGAUGGUCAGUGGGGAGCCUGGAGCUCUUGGACCUCCUGCUCUGCAACAUGUUCCAGCAGCUAUCAAUCUCGAAGUCGCAAUCUCGAAAUCCAGCCGAGUAGCUGCGGCAAGGCCGCUGCCGGUCCGCGAGACGAGUAUCAGGUGUGCAGCAACUUGCAGCCAUGCAUCCAGGACACAGAUUGCCAGCUGCACGACUGGGGCGAAUGGUCGCAUUGCAGCUGCCAUUGCUUUGGGAUUCGAGAGAGGAAUCGCUUCAUCUCCCACUUUGCCACGGGCAAGGGCAACCCUUGUGCCCGUGCAGCCCUCAAGGUCAUCGAGCCGUGUAAUCCCGGCCCGAUUCGACCCUUCGAUCCCGAUGCAUUGGACAGCCUGCCUUUGCAACUGCAGAUGCCUCCGACUGACUGCCAAGAGAAGCCGCCUGUAGAUUGUGAACUGCACGACUGGACUGAGUGGACACGUUGCUCUCGUACUUGCGGUGGUGGUCAGCGAGAGAGGAGUCGUACUGUCCGCACAGCACCGAAACACGGGGGACAGCCGUGCAAAUCUGAUCUCACCACCGUGGAGCCAUGCAAUUUGGACCCCUGCCAUCAAGUUCACUGUGAAGACUGCAGGUGGGGCCAGUGGAGCGACUGGGGAGGUUGCAGCAAGUGCGGCGGCCAAAAGUACCGCCAUCGCUCCAUAAUCCAGAUGGCGAACCACUGCGGCAAGCCCUGUGACGUCAGAGCUGCGAAGGAGACCACGAACUGCACCAGCGAGUGCAAAACGCCGCUGUAUUGCUCUUGGACGGAGUGGUCCGGAGCGACAGCCUGUGCUCCGUGCGGGCCCGCCACGACCAUGCGGAACCGAGCCUUGGGCUUUUCGGCCAGCGACCCGGGGCCUGGCGAGUGGUUUUUCCGGGUGACUGGUGAGUCUGAGUGUGCGGGGACGCAGCUGAACGUGAGCUUGUGCCCUUCUGCUGGAGCAAGCUGCGAACACUGCGUGCCGCAGCAUUGCCAAUUCAGCGAGUGGGGCGACUGGCGCGAACCGACCUGCGUCGGCCUUUGUGAGCGGGAGCGAACCAUAGCCACCAUCAACAAUGAAUGCGGGAAUCCAUGUGACGGGCCAAUGCUCAUGACUAAGAGCUGCCCAGUGGAGUGCACUCAACCAAAGGACUGCGCAUUCUCCGCAUGGACCGAGUGGAGUCAGUGCCCGGUCUUCGCAUCCCAGUCGCAGCGCACACGCUCGCGAACCAUCGCACAGCAGCCCGAAAACGAAGGAAGACCAUGCGUGGGUCCUUUAGAGGAGACAGUGGCCUGUGAGUACAACCACCUGAAGGUGGACUGUGCUUUCUCGCCGUGGGAUCCGUGGUCCUCCUGCAGUCGCACCUGUGGCAGCGGCGGAUGGAAGGAGCGUACACGAAACAUCGCAGAUGCUGCAGCAGGCGGUGGACUGCAGUGCAAAGGAGGUUUGACCGAGCUGGUGGCAUGUGAUGGCGCAAAGGUUUGCGAUGGUUACGAGAAAGUUGACUGCCAGUUUGCAGCGUGGGGCUCGUGGUCUGCACCGGACACCAGCAAUCAGAGGAAGCGCGAGAGAAAGAUUGUGCAGAUGGCUCUUCAUGGUGGUGAUGCCUGUGAAGGUUCCCUGGAGGAGGUGGAAAGCCUUCCCCCAGUGACCAGCGACUGCCUCGUGUCGGAGUGGAGCGAGUGGGACAACUGCGAUCGAGGCUGCGGUGGAGGGCAGCCGACGAGACAUCGGGAGGUCCGACGCUUCCCUCAAGCUGGGGGUGCCUCUUGUCCUACGGACCUCAAGGUGACACGCAGUUGCAACACCCAGUCUUGUGAUGCUCAAGAUUGCACCGUUUCGCAAUGGGGUGAGUGGGGGCCUUGCUCCUCGAGCUGUGGGGCUGGGCAACAGAGUAGGAGCCGGCACAUCGUGAGCUUGCGAACCUUGGACGGAAUUGGCUGCAACAAAGGCCUCGGCAUGACUCAACAGUGCGAAGGAGAGCACUAUUGUGGCAAACUUGACUGCGAAUGGGGCGAGUGGAGCGACUGGAGUGGGUGCACUUGCAGUUGUGAUGGGGGACAGCAGACGAGAACGCGUCACAUCGCCCGUGCCCCUCGCAAUGGCGGCUUGCCCUGUGAGGAGGGUGACAAAGAGCAGAUCGCGUGCCAUGCAACACGCAGCCCUGUGGCCAGUCAGACUGUCGAGAUGGCCAGUGGGCUGAAUGGACGUCAUGGGCUCCCUGCUCCGUUACGUGUGGUGGUGGAGUCAGAUUCCGAAGACGAAGGAUCGGAAUCAUGGCGAACGACUGUGGCCGCGAGCCUCUGGGAAAGAACCGGGAGAUUGCAUUCUGCGAUGUGGGCGUUCAUUGCUCCAGGCCGGUGGACUGCGAGCUCUCAGAGUGGAGCUCCUGGAGCGCCUGCAGUUCCAGCUGCGAUGGGAUCCGCCAUCGCUCCCGCGUGGUCCGCUGCCCCGCUUGAAGAUCCUUCAAGGCUUCGAGUCCAACCGGGGUGCCAGGUUCGAGUUUAUGGAAGGGCCGAUGGCCGGUGGUGCAAGGGCGUGGCCUGCGAGAAACGGCACCGUGCCAUCCGACCUUCGGCUCCUCGCUGCCGCAGGGCUGUGGUCCGGGCCGCGCGCAAGACUGCUUGUUUGGUCCGUGGGAGGCCUGGAAAGAGUGCAGCGCAACUUGCGACGGCGGUGAGCAUGCGCGAAGCCGAGAAAUUGUUCAACAUGCCAAGAACGGCGGACUACCAUGUGGGCGAGGGCGACCUCAAGCAGAUCUCCGAAUGUGCCAGACAUGAAUGCGGUGGCCCCGCACCCAAAGAUUGCAUUUUUGGUGACUGGGAGGACUGGGGGGCCUGUGGCAAGUGCAGUGGACAGAGAAAGAGGUUUCGCAGCAUCCGGCAAUAUCCGACAGCUGGAGGCAAAGAGUGCGAGCUCACGGACACCGAGGAGGCCGGCAAGUGCCCGCGAAGUUGUCACACACAGCAUUUCUGUGGAUGGGCAACGUGGGGCAUCUGGGGCUCCUGUUCAGCGUCUUGCGGCCAAGGGUACCGACAGCGGCGAAGGCACCUUCAGCUGUCGGACAACCCGGAUGCUCUUCUGAUUGGCCGCGACAUGAUCCAAGAGUACGAUGAUCUCGUGCAGAGAACGGAGGAGCUGGAUGCGCGCCACUUCCGGGAGCUGGCCAUGGCCUUCGCUACUGGCGGUGCCUGCCUGAUGCUUGUCUUCAUGGCGAUGCGGGGCGGGACUUCUUGGGGGCAGGACCACGAUUGCUGGACGUGA
Molecule: messenger RNA, 4662 nt
Organism: Symbiodinium necroappetens
Lineage: Eukaryota; Dinophyceae; Suessiales; Symbiodiniaceae
Source: the annotation of a GenBank genome assembly